AUAUCUACUUAGUGGCUUUGGGGAGUGGAUCCAAAUUGUGGGCUGAAGGCUUUGCAUUCGUGCGUCUGGCACAUGACCGGUGCAUUAAACUGAAAACCACUUCUCGGAGAAGAAAAGCUGAUGCGGCAGAGUGAGUGCAUCAUACGCGGUACUGUAUGUCAACGCCAGAUAUGACCCCGCUGCAAAGGCGGUGGGAAGACAAGGAAGUUGACUCAACGAAUCAAGUGGCAGAAGGAUGCAAUCAUAGUGGAUGUAAACUAGUCGACAACUUUAUUUGCAACACUUGCUGCAAAUUUCUCAACAUUGCGCAUUUGGCUACGACCUGCAAGGCAGACAGUCCAAGAUAUUUCGUCUGUUUAAAUUAGUUGAUUAAAGCAACAGUAUUGUCUAUUUAGUUGCUGUUUUGAAACCCAUGCAAUUAUUUCAUAUUUCACAUGAUUUCCACUUUUAUCAAUAGGGCUAUUGAGCUCUCCUUUGUAUUGCGGCCGGUAGCACUUGCACGCCUUGCCAAAAUAAUGUGAGCAUUUGGAUUGUAUUUCACAAAAAAAGGGAAACGUGUCGCUGUAAUGAAGUUAAUAUGAACAUUUCGAAUAGUCUGCAAUGGUAACCGGGGAAUGUGGAACAACCAUGCAUCAAAUUCUGCGGAGGAGAAAAGUGCGCAAACUUCGCUUCGUCUGGGCAUUCAUGGCCAUGGUGGCUCUGUCGCUCUCCGCUUGCAGCGCACUGUUUACGGCGUGGACCUGGAGACAGACGCGGGACCUGUCACAGUCAUUAAAAACUCUGCAAGACCGAUUGGAGCAGGUGAAUACUCAGCGGAAGGCCAUUGUCCAACUCAUCAUGGAGAAGAGAGAUUUGCUGGUGGGCCAAAGGGUGAAGAGAGAUGGGGGAACUGGGAAAGGGAAGAAUGGACAUGGAAAGAAAGUGGCUUCUCAGUUUGAGAUAACCAAAGAGUCUGUUCAGAAAGUGGGAGAGGACGGCUUGAUAAAAGGAUGGACGGACUCCGAGCACUUGAAUAUGAGCAAGGCGGUGAAGUACAACGCAGACAGAGGCAUCUUCACAGUUGAGAAAACGGGAGUCUACUUCCUGUACUGUCAGGUGUUGUUCAAUGAGAACCAGUCUCAGCUGGUGAAGCUGGACGUGGCGGUGGUGAGGGGGAGCCAGCGGCUUCAGAGGUUACAGUGCAUGGAGGGCUACGGGACUACGCCUGCAGCCGGAUCACACCAGUUCCACUUCCUCAAACCCUGCCAGGUGUCCGGCCUGCUGCGGCUGGAGAAGGGGGUGGAGCUAAAAGCCAUCACAGGCCCCGCUUUCAACCUCCACAUCACGGGAAAGCAUUACUUCGGUCUCUUUAAGGUCAACUGAGCUACCGGAGAGGAUGGGCAUUUUAAAAGGAAGGAGGAGAAACCUGUUUUAAAGGAAGUGUUUUGUCUUAUUCCGACCUGUAUCGAAGAGACACACCAAUGUGAUAUUUCCGGAUUCGUUUUUAUUGUGAAAUCUGGACCAACGAUCUGAAUCGUUGGAAUAACUAUGAAUCAUGUUACCUAUAGACACUCUGUAUGAUACCUUUUCAAAGACAGAAACUACAAGGAAGAAAGUGAAACUAUAUUAUGUACUUCUGGACUCUCCAAGAGUUUCUACCCCUGCUUCUUUGAAGAUUUAAAACGAAUGGAAUAUUCUCUGAUGGAGCUCUUUUGGAGCACAACACAUCCACCUGACUCUUCUUUCACCGUGACUUGGCCUGAAGACUGCGGGUGCACCUCUCUGAGGAGCUACGCUGGUGGACUACUGAAUGAGAAGGAUUUUGGAUAAUGAGCUCUACAACUCUUGUCUCUUUUCCAUUGUAAUCCUAGCUUAGGUUGUUUCAGUAGCUUGGAGAUAAUUUAAGCAGCCCAACCCCCCCCUUCAGAACAGCCUCCAGUUCGUCAGGGCAUGAACUAUACAAUGUGUCAAAAGUUUUCCACACGGAUGUUGGCCCAUGUUGACUCCAAUGCUUCCCACAGUUGUGUCAAGUUGGCUGGAUGUCGUUUGGGUGGUGGACUGUUCUUGAUACACAUAGGAAUGUG
Oncorhynchus tshawytscha (Chinook salmon) is the source of this 2063-nucleotide messenger RNA. Its product is annotated as tumor necrosis factor ligand superfamily member 12. The record is from RefSeq and is a predicted model, not a curated record. Gene Ontology annotation, biological process: immune response. The transcript is spliced from 6 exons. Gene Ontology annotation, cellular component: membrane. Bases 601 to 1362 code for a protein of 253 amino acids. NCBI's taxonomy places the organism in Eukaryota, Metazoa, Chordata, Actinopteri, Salmoniformes, Salmonidae. Gene Ontology annotation, molecular function: tumor necrosis factor receptor binding; receptor ligand activity.